This is a messenger RNA of Radiomyces spectabilis, 1827 nucleotides long. RefSeq names its product ATP-dependent DNA ligase. NCBI's taxonomy places the organism in Eukaryota, Fungi, Mucoromycota, Mucoromycetes, Mucorales, Radiomycetaceae. Gene Ontology annotation, cellular component: mitochondrion; nucleus. Gene Ontology annotation, biological process: DNA biosynthetic process; lagging strand elongation; DNA recombination. The coding region runs from base 1 to 1827 and encodes 608 amino acids. The transcript has 12 exons. Gene Ontology annotation, molecular function: ATP binding; DNA ligase (ATP) activity; DNA binding. The record is from RefSeq and is a predicted model, not a curated record.
AUGGCCUCCUAUAGAGUCCCCUAUUCAGUACUGUGCAAAACGUUCGAAUUGUGUGAAAACACUACCAAACGACUGGAAAUCACGGAAUAUCUUGUGUCGCUCUUUGUACAAGUCAUUGAACUGACCCCGGAAGGUCUGGUAGAGUUGCUCUAUAUGUGUAUCAACAAGUUAUGCCCCGACUACGAAGGCCUGGAAUUAGGUAUUGGCGAAUCUCUGUUGAUGAAAGCCAUUGCACAAUCCACCGGUCGCGAUAUGAAACAGUUGAAACUUGAUUAUACAAAGUGUGGUGAUCUUGGGACUGUGGCAAAGAAUAGUAAAUCCUCCCAACGAACGCUGUUCAAACCAAAAGCCCUGACGGUUCCUCAUGUGUUUUCCACGCUCAAGGACGUGGCCCAAAUCACCGGUCAAUCAGCCCAAAGCCGGAAAAUCGAUAAAAUCAAAGGGCUGUUGGUUGCCUGUCAAGAAAAUGAAGCCAAAUAUCUCAUCAGACAGUUGGAAGGGAAAUUGCGCAUCGGCCUGGCGGAGCAAACUGUACUUUCAGCUCUUGCCACCUCGGUUGUUUUGACUAAAGAUUCUGGUAAACUUUCUAAACAACAAAAGGAGCACGAUCUAGCGAUAGCAGCCGACACCGUCAAGUCUGUAUACAAUCAAAUGCCCUGCUAUGAUAUGCUCGUACCGGCUUUAUUGAAAUAUCCUCUCAAUCAAUUACAAGAGAAAUGUACAAUGAGACCCGGUAUUCCACUGAAACCCAUGUUGGCCCAUCCAACCAAGAGCUUGACCGAUGUCUUGGAUCGUUUCGAAGGCCAUACAUUUACUUGUGAAUUUAAAUACGAUGGUGAACGUGCUCAGAUUCAUCGCUUGCCCGAUGGUUCAACAAUGAUCUACAGUCGCAAUUCCGAAAAUAUGUCUGUACGAUAUCCAGAUGUCAUGCAGAAGCUGAACAAGUGGCUCAAACCGACAACGACGUCGUUUAUUCUUGAUUGCGAAGCUGUGGCAUGGGAUCGUGAACAGAAAUGCAUUCUUCCUUUCCAGGUCUUGAGCACGCGCAAAAGAAAGGAUGUCAAGGAAGAAGACAUUAAAGUGCAAGUGGCCAUAUUUGCGUUUGAUUGCUUGUAUUUGAAUGGCGAGCCAUUGUUACGGAAACCACUUCAAUAUCGUCGAGAGAAACUGCGGGAAGCAUUUACAGAAACCGAGAACGAGUUCUUCUAUGCACGCCACAUGGAUUCUAAUAAUAUUGAGGACAUUCAGACAUUCCUGGAUGUAUCCAUCACCAGUAACUGCGAAGGUCUGAUGGUGAAAUCGUACGAUGGCGAGGAAGCGUCAUACGAGCCUUCCAAGCGAUCACGCAACUGGUUAAAGGUGAAGAAGGACUAUCUCGGUGGCGUGGGCGACUCGAUGGAUCUGGUGGUGAUUGGCGCCUUUUAUGGUCGCGGCAAACGAACUUCGGUGUAUGGUGCUUUUCUGCUAGCUUGUUAUGAUCCGGACACCGAGGAAUACCAGACCAUUUGCAAAUUGGGCACCGGUUUUUCAGAAGAGAAUCUACAGCAACUGCAUGAUUCCCUGAAGGAUCAUAUCAUUGAAAAACCUAAACGAUUUUAUUGUCUCGGUGAAAACCCUGUCAAGCCCGAUGUAUGGUUUGAACCCGUUCAAGUCUGGGAAGUCAAAUGUGCCGAUCUUAGUGUGAGUCCUCGCUACAUGGCGGCGGUGGGUCAGGUGGAUCCUUCCAAAGGCAUUUCACUUCGUUUCCCCCGAUUUAUUCGGAUACGCGAUGAUAAGGAACCAGAGGAUGCAACCUCCAGCGAACAGGUAGGCUCAGUUUCCUUCUGA